Molecule: messenger RNA, 1435 nt
Organism: Salvia splendens (bonfire salvia)
Lineage: Eukaryota; Viridiplantae; Streptophyta; Magnoliopsida; Lamiales; Lamiaceae
Product: E3 ubiquitin-protein ligase RING1-like
Exons: 2
Coding region: 73-1146 (357 amino acids)
Biological process (GO): protein ubiquitination
Cellular component (GO): cytoplasm
Molecular function (GO): ubiquitin protein ligase activity
Source: RefSeq, a predicted model, not a curated record
UUAUCCACACGUUUUCUCAAACAAUAUUUCUUGCACAUUUCUCUACUGAAUCUUCUCUCUCUCUCAAAGAUCAUGUCUACGGCGGAAAAUUUGGGCGGCGGCGCAGCCUCUCACCAGUACUACUGCUACCAAUGCGAGCGCCACGUCACCAUCACUCCUCCAUCCUCCCCCACCGACGAACUCGCUUGCCCCAUUUGUCACGGCAGUUUUCUUGAAGAAUCCGACACCGCUCCUCCCUCGAACCCUACCCCCGAAUCCGAUCCCUUCCUCAACGCCGCCUUCCCCAAUUUCGGCGGCCUCCCCCUCAUCUUCUCCUCUUCCUCCGCCGCUCCCGCCUCCUUCACAGUCUCCUCUGCUGGCGGCGGUCUUGAUGAUCUCUCCUCUCUCUUUGGCUCACGAUCCCCCAACGAUUUCAAUCCCUUUGCUUUCCUCAAUAAUUACGUCAAUAACCUGCAGGCGAGGGGGGCGAAUAUUCAGCUUGUUUUCGAGUCCCCUGGAGGCGCUGGGAUUGGCGGCGGCGGCGCCAAUUUAGGCGAUUACUUUAUCGGCCCUGGUUUGGAGCAAUUGAUUCAGCAGCUUGCAGAGAAUGAUCCCAAUCGUUACGGGACGCCGCCUGCUUCGAAGAAUGCGGUCGAGGGUUUACCCGAUAUUCAUAUUACUGCGGAGAUGUUAGAGUCUGAUUCAUUUCAAUGUGCUGUGUGCAAAGAUACCUUUGAGUUGAAUGAGGAGGCGAAGCAGAUGCCUUGCAAGCAUAUUUACCAUAAAGACUGCAUUCUGCCUUGGCUUGAGUUGCAUAAUUCUUGCCCGGUUUGUCGCUACGAGUUGCCCACUGAUGAUCAAGAUUAUGAGAAUCGGAAGAAGGAUAACAGUAAUGGGAACAACGGUGGUAGUAGUUUGGGAUUAGGGGCAGCUGGUGGUGGAGCUCAAGAUGAUAGUAAUAACAGUCAACAGACUCCAAGGACUUUGGAAAGGAGGUUUCGGAUAUCCUUGCCAUCGCUUUUCAGAGGUUUUAGCACAUCAGCUGAGACGAGCGGUAGUGGGGGUAAUGAAGGAGGAAAUAACAGCAACAAUAACAAUACUACUGGAUCAUCUAAUAGGGGCUCAGGAGAAGGAGCUGAUCAGGCUAGAGAGGAGGACCUCGACUGAAGAAUGCAGCUAAGAUAUGAAGCAAGUUGAGCACAAACAAUCUUUGUAUACACAGAAAUGUACCGAUGACACAUUUUUACUGGUUCUCUCAUCAAUAAAUUAGACAUGGUUCUAAUUUCAAAUUCUUAGACAGUUCGAUAUGACAUAUGGUUGUGUGCGUUGAGUGAAUCUAUUUUAUCAUUUGGGUACAUUUAAAUUGAUAGACUUUCAACAGAAAUUUCUGUAAAAUAUAUUGUCUCCAGUGUGGCAGAUUUCAAGUAUACAUAAAUCCUUAUCUCUUAGUUGAAAA